AUGGCCAGCCUCAAGACCGGCUGGUUCUAUGCGGGCGUGGGACUCCCUUUUGUCGUGGGCAUGUGGCUUCUCAUCCCCGAAACAACAGGACGGUCCGCUGCCGAGCUGGACGAAUUUUUGGAGGCCAAGGUGAAGCCGUGGCGCUUUCAUAAAACGAUCACCGCAGUUCAACGCGCCCUUGAGGAAGAGAAGAGGUAG
Molecule: messenger RNA, 198 nt
Organism: Penicilliopsis zonata CBS 506.65
Lineage: Eukaryota; Fungi; Ascomycota; Eurotiomycetes; Eurotiales; Aspergillaceae
Exons: 3
Coding region: 1-198 (65 amino acids)
Source: RefSeq, a predicted model, not a curated record